AUUAUAAAUAGUUGUCAUGAGCUCCCUAAGUUUGCGAGUCUGUUAACAUCAGAUUUAGAUCUUUUCAUCAAAAUUAUCAGAGACGACUUAGGCAUGAAUCGCUUCAGAAGAAUCUUCGGGAUAUCAGAUGAUGUCAAUACAAUUUUUUUCUACCCAAUCAUGAUGGAGUUCACUGAGAUUAUGACUCACGAAAGCGGCUAUGAUUUUGCGUCACACGUUCUAAGUGUUUGCAACAUACAUCACAAGAAACUAUUUUGUUCUAUCACAUUCCGUCAUGCGUUGGUCUUAGCGCGUGAUGACAAGGGUUGCAUCAUACUUAAGAAAGUCAUAACAAUAGCCGAUGAUUUCUACAAAGAUGAAUUUCUUGACCUAAUUACAGAUAAAGUUUACAAGCUGAGCAUGGACGAUUUAGGAAUCUCCCUUAUCGAACAUGUGCUUAAACUCGAUUUUACACGCAAAACCACAGAAAACGACAUGCGGUUGCACGUGUUAAUGGCUGAGUUUGAUGAGAAUCUCUCAACAUCAUCUUAUGAUCACCUCCACAAGCUUGUCGAGAAGCUAACGUCAGACCCUGAUCUAUUUGUCAAGUUCGUCAAGACAAGACGAGGCACGCUCAUGUUUCACAUAAUCCUAGGAAAAUCUGAAGAAACCGACACAGUUGUUUGGGCAGCAAUCAAGCAAAGGUUCACCGAUAUUACAACCGAUUUUCAAGGUGGUUUCAUCCUAUUACGAACCAUGUACGUUUUCAAGAAAAGAGGAAAUUUGAAAGUGUAUGAUAAAAUCCUACGCCAAAUAGGACUCCACGCUCUCUACCUAACCAAAGAUAUUGAUAUGGGAAACACCGUGAUACAACACGUGCUUAAUCUCUUCAACUACGAGUGUACGACAUUGAUCGCGAUUGGGCUUCAUUACCACUACAUUGAGCUUUCGUUUCUGAAACAUGGAAGCCAAGUUGUGGAGAAGCUUCUCGGUGGCGACAACAAGACGGUGUUGUUUUCUCUGCUUUUUAUCGUCAUAGAGAUUCUUAAGUGUGACAAAGAUACGUUGGUGAGAUUGGCGAAGGACGAAUACGGGAAUGGAGUCUUGAGGAAGACUUUGGAAAUUGCAAAACUUCAUAGGAAUGAUUUGUUUGGCGAUCUUGUUGAGAAGUUGAAGCCGUUUCUUGAUAGGUUGCGUGGGUCGUCUCUCGGAAAUAACAUUGCAGCUAUCAUCGACCCAGCGAUAGAAACAGUUAAGGAUCAAAUUGUUUCAGAGGGAAAUGCUUAAUUGGUGUUUUGUCAUGCAUAGCUUUUAGAUGUGAUUUUAUCUUAGAUUUUGUGCU
This is a messenger RNA of Brassica oleracea var. oleracea, 1321 nucleotides long. Its product is annotated as putative pumilio homolog 22. Gene Ontology annotation, cellular component: cytoplasm. Lineage: Eukaryota; Viridiplantae; Streptophyta; Magnoliopsida; Brassicales; Brassicaceae. Bases 94 to 1266 code for a protein of 390 amino acids. Gene Ontology annotation, biological process: post-transcriptional regulation of gene expression. The transcript has a single exon. Gene Ontology annotation, molecular function: mRNA binding. The record is from RefSeq and is a predicted model, not a curated record.